Mytilus trossulus (common blue mussel) is the source of this 3890-nucleotide messenger RNA. Its product is annotated as snake venom 5'-nucleotidase-like. The coding region runs from base 86 to 1891 and encodes 601 amino acids. Gene Ontology annotation, biological process: nucleotide catabolic process. The record is from RefSeq and is a predicted model, not a curated record. NCBI's taxonomy places the organism in Eukaryota, Metazoa, Mollusca, Bivalvia, Mytilida, Mytilidae. Gene Ontology annotation, molecular function: hydrolase activity. The transcript has 9 exons.
GAAGUAUUUAAAAAGAUUGGGACUAAACAGGAUCUACCAAAACAAGGAUGAGUAUCUUUAUGAAUUAAUUCUUGUAAAAGUUAAAAUGCAUGUAUCUAGCAGCAUGAUGUAUCUAAGUGCGAUAAUACUUUUUAUGUUAAUAAGUUGCGUUAUUACAUUUAAUUUAACAAUCUUACAUACGAAUGACGUCCAUGCACAUUAUGAGGAGAUGAAUAAAUAUGGUGGUCAGUGUGACAGUCCAGGAAGUUGUUACGGGGGUAUGGCUAGACUUAAGUACAAAGUGGAUGAAAUCAAGAGACUGUAUCCCAAUACAUUGUUUCUGGAUGGAGGAGACCAGUAUCAGGGGACCCUGUGGUUCACACAUCACGGAGGGACCAUCGUACACACCUACAUGAACCUCGUAGGAUAUGAUGCAAUGGCUUUCGGAAAUCAUGAAUUCGACAGAGGCAUUUCAGGACUUAUGACACUUCUAGAAAACAGCAAUAAUUUUACAAUUCUAAGCUGUAAUAUUGAUACAACCAGUGAACCGAGCGUUCAGAAUAAAUUCGUAAAAAGUGUUAUCAUGGAGAGAGGCGGUGAAAAAAUUGGUAUCAUUGGUUACACUACAAAGAGUACUCCUUUUGUUUCAAAUCCAGGCAAUUUAAUAUUUUUGGACGAGGUGACAUCUAUUCGAACACAAGUAACCAUUCUUAAAGACCAAGGAGUGAACAAGAUCAUUGCUGUUGGUCACGCAGGAUUUAAAGUCGACCAGAAAAUAGCCGCUGAAGUGGAUGAUGUCGACAUUGUUGUUGGUGGCCAUACUAAUACGUUCCUUUAUACAGGAACAGCACCAUCCAACGAGAAACCAGUAAAUGUAUAUCCUACUGUUGUCACAAAGAAUAACGGCGACAAAGCUUUAGUAGUACAAGAUUAUGCCUUUGCUAAAUACCUUGGAUUUCUGCAAGUAGAAUUUGAUAACGACGGGAAAAUUAUAAGCUAUGGUGGAAACCCUAUAUUACUAGAUAGUACAAUACCUAAAGAUGAAGCUAUACAGAACAUAACAAAUGAAUUUGGAAAGGAGGUUAUAUCAAUGAUGAAUAAUGUUAUAGGACGGACUUUAGUUUACCUGAAUGGAGAUCGACAUACCUGUAGAUUACAAGAGUGUAAUAUGGGGAACUUGAUUGCAGAUAGUCUUGUUCAUCAGAAUCUACUACAUGCAGACAGCAUUGCUGGAACUCAUGUCUUCAUCUCUUUAGUGAACUCAGGGUCUAUACGAUCAUCACUGGACAGAGGAAAUAUUACGAUAGGGCAUGCUUUACAAGCACAACCGUUUAGAAAUACAUUGGAGACAAUCAAACUAAGGGGAGAUUACUUACUGCAAGCAUUAGAACAUAGUGUUUCGGACUAUGAUGUUGAAGAACCUAGUGGAAAGUUUUUACAAUACUCAGGAAUAAAAGUCAAAUAUGAUUUAGCAAAACCCCCGCAACACAGAGUAGUUGAAGCUUCAGCAAUCUGUCAGAACUGUACAUUUCCUGCAUAUGAACCUAUUGAUAAAACUAUUAUGUACAGCUUGAUUUUAUCCAACUUUAUUCUGACGGGUGGAGAUUCGUAUCACGUGAUUAAAGAUAAUGCAGAGUUAACACAUACUGUUGGUGAUCUGGAUUCAGAUGUUCUGAUUGAAUACGUUAAAAAUGCAUCGCCUUUUUACCACGGCAUUGAAGGGAGAAUAACGAUUGUUAAUUCAACAGGGAUUACUGACAGUUUAACAUGUGAUAAUGGAGCCAUAUUAACAUGUGAUAAGGUGAAAUGUCCAUGUGAUUCAACAAACAGGGCUAUAUCUACUAACACCAUACUUAGCUUUAAUGUGUUAUGUUUGUAUUGUAUAUUGCAUUAUUGUUUUAAAUCAUUUUAAUCACUAUAGGCAUAAUAGGAUUACAGAAUAAAUCGAAAUUAGUCCGGAAAAAUAGGCAAAUGAUUUGAUUGUUAACAGUUGCUCAAUCUCAGUUGUAGGUGAGAGUUACAUGUAUUCAUUAAAGUUUGUAAGAAGGAAUGAUAUAAUGUACAAUAAAAAAAAAUCAAAGCUUUUGAAAGUCUGAAAUAUUUAGAGAGUUUUUAAAGGCUCAAAUGGAGUAGAAUUAGAUUUAUAUUAGGUUUCGUUUGUUAGAACAAAAAACAUACCAAAUGUGCAAAAGGUUAGGAUAUGCCUUUAAAUUUGAUUUUUGCUAAUAUUCAAAUUGAUGAUAUUUGCGAAAAUUUCAUGAAAAUGAUGCAAAACUUGUACUAUUGUUAUAUAAUAUUUUUUUUCUACCAAUUUAUUGUAAAUUUGGCGACAGAAAUUUCUAUCAUUAGUGAUAAAGUUGCUAAAAUAUAUACUCUUAUCAACAGCUUGUCAGACCACCUUUAUUUGGUUUCAAUACAUUUGACUUUAAGCUGGGGUCACAUAUUUACGAUUUUUAUUACCGUUCUUGACAGGACCAUUCCCGAUUAAAAUGUAUUAAAAGUCUGAUCAAGAUCCUGUGAAUCGUGGAUGGAAAUUCAAACUUAAAUUAAAAUUUGUAAAAAAAAUAAUUUGAUCACGACAACAAUCAGAUAGUGUUCAGGAAGCACCGAUAUUCAACCGUUUCUAAGCGAAUAAGUCCCGAUAAUGCCGUUCUGAAUCCGCUUCUAAUCCGAUUUGCAUUUUUCGCCAGUUAAAAUUCGACCGAGUCUGUCACGACUGCGUCCCGACUCUACCGAAUGUAAUCCGACUGAGAUCAGACAGUGACCAGACUGUGAACCGACGCUGACGGAAGUUAUUUGUUCGAAAACUGUCGGCAUAUUCAGGAUAAUCAGGUACUGUCGGAACGUAAUCCUAUCACGGUCCGCUCUAUCGCAUUGCAAACGGCUUUGUCUGGUCUCAGUCGUAUUGUAUUCUGUAGUUGUCGGGACUCUGACGUGGGUAUCGUUGACGAAUUUCGUAUUAAUAACGGGACUGUUUCGGAACGGUUUCGGCAAAAAACGGUUCGCAAUCGACAAGAUCUAGAUGCAAUCUGGACUCAAUCGGCAGAAAAACAGCUAUGAAAAAUUACUCCGGAUCAUUCCCGUUCCACAGGACACCGUCCAGAAUACACAAGACAUUGUUCGGAAUUCGAUCCGAUACAGCAGAAUCUGUCACGACAUAGCCACGAUUGUAAUCCGAUUAGACAAAAUCGGCUGAGUUGCUCCGAAUGUUACGGGACGCACCUAACUGUCGGGAUGCUUUGCCGAACUAUUCGGACCCUUCCCGAUCCGUAGGAAUCUGUUACGAACUAAAACGACUGCGUUCAGACAAUGAUAGGACAUUCCAGAUAAUUGAGGAUACCAAUCGGCAAUGUGUGAACCCCGCAUUACAAACAUAUCACACACUAUAUUCAACUUUCUGGUUUAUAUGUUAUUCAGGUAGACAAAGUGUCAUAUCCUAUGUAAUACUAUUUGUCAUUGUUGAUCUCUAUUUUAUGAAAAAAAUAUUUAAAGGGGCAAUAUCAGUAUUAUACAACAAGUAAUGUGAUCAAAUGCUAAAGACUAUUUUAUAUGGAAAUGAAAUGUGAAUAUAUAUGUUGUAUGACGCCGGUGUUACAUUUGUUUUGUAUUUAAAAAAAAUAUUAAUAUUUUUUCAGAACGUUUUAUACUUUUUAUGUUUUUUAUGUAUAGUUAUUGAUAAAUGUACCAGACCUGUAUUCUUUAUUCCAUUGUAAUAUUAUGAUUGUUUAUUUUUUUCUUUAUUGACAAGCAUUUUGUCCAAUUAAAAGCUUUACUAUUUGUAAUUUAGUUUAACCAGAUAUUUAGUACACAUGUUUCCUUAUGAGAAUAGUCAGGUACUAUUUACUACAAAACUAAUGCUGUGUAGGUUCUUGUUAAUGUCUGUGUUGAUGCUUAAUAAUUUACAUGUUCUA